CCCCACUUCCGCGGAAACGAACGUUUGACCCGCACUGACGCUGAUCAUGCUUUAGUAGUUCCGAAGAACCAUGGGAACCACAGCGAGCAGUAGUGGCGUUCUGUGCGGGUGUGAGGGUGUAAUGGCAAAAGAAGAAAUUACUCUAUAAUGCUUUGUGGUGAUUUUAACUUCUGGUAAAGUCGCGUUUAUUUAUUUAUUUUUUUUUUUUACAAAACCUGGGAAUAUUUGGUUAUCAAAGUCUCGAGAGAAAGCGUGGGCUGUCUUUUCAAGCAAGAAUGGCCACUGCGAGACUUGAUUACGUUGCUCCGUGGUGGACAUACUGGCUGCACAAUUUCCCCCACUUCAAUUUCUUUUUUCAGUCGGUCGACAACAAUUUCAAGCCGGAGGAGACGAGCUAUCAGCAGUCUCUGAUCCUUCUAGCGUGUGCAGCUGCCGUGGGUCUGGCUCUCAGCCUGCUGGUUGUGGCGGUGUGCCUGGCCUGCGCGUGUUGCUGCCGCAGGGACGUAGACGAAGACACCAAAAGGCCCGCUACCUGCUGUCUCACCUGGUCUGCUGUGGUCACAGGUCUCAUCAUUUGUUCGGCUGUGGGAGUGGGCUUCUAUGGUAACAGUGAGACCAACGACGGGGUGCACCGGCUGACCUACUCGCUCUACAACGCCGAUCACACAUUGGGUGGCAUCAACGACAUGGUUGCAGGAUCUCUCGCUAAUGCUCAAACGGUACUCAAGACGCACCUGGACCGCCUGGACGAAAUAUUUUCCACGAGGAUCGAAUACCUCCAAGCUCUUCGCUUCAUGACGCUGAUGGUCAACAACGUAAUCCGCGAGAUGACUACUCUGCCGGAUAUAAAGAAGGCCAACGUUGACCUGUCGGCCAUUGCUGACCAAACAGCCUUCAUCGAGUAUUACAGAUGGCUGACAUAUCUGCUGCUGCUGAUCCUGGAUCUGGUCAUCUGCUUGGCCAUGUGCUUGGGGAUGGUCAAGCAGUCCCGAUGGCUGCUCAUCACGAUCAUGGCGUUUGCAUUGCUGUCUAUGAUCCUAAGCUGGGCCUCACUAGGAGCGGGAACGGCUACAGCUGUGGGCACCAGUGACUUCUGUGUGUCUCCAGACAAGUUUAUUGUUAACCAAACCAAGGAUUUCCUCAGCGCAGAUGUUGCACACUAUUAUUUGUUCUGCAGCCCGAAUCUACCAAACCCUUUUCAGCAGUCUCUGACAAUCUGUCAGCGUUCUCUGACCACCAUGCAAAUCCAGAUCCAGGGCUUGCUGCAGUUGUCCGUGCCCGUCUUUCCCACUGCUGAGAGAGACCUUUUGGGGAUCCAGCGACUGCUGAACUCUACCGAGUUCAGUCUGCAUCAGCUAACAGCUUUGCUCGACUGCCGCGGGCUGCAUAAGGACUACCUGGACGCCCUAAUGGGUGUGUGCUAUGAUGGGGUGGAAGGGCUCCUCUACCUCUCUCUGUUUUCCCUGCUGGCUGCCUGCGCACUCCCCGCAAUGCUGUGCGCCAUUUUUAGAGUGUGGAGGCUAAUGGACAGCAGAGACAAAGUGUUUGAUGACAUAGACGAGGAGGAUCCAUUCAACCCCGAAGCGAGGCGAAUGUCCUACAACCCCAGACGGUCCAACAUCCACAGUUUCUGUAGUUUUACCAGCAGCCUCGGGAGCCAGGCCAGCCUGCAUCCACCUUCACAAUCCGCCUCUAAUGUCAUGCCACCCCCUGAAUACAUGAAUCAGUCCAUGCUCUUUGGAGGGAGUCCUCGCUAUGAGAACGUGCCGCUGAUAGGGAGAGGAUCCCCACCUCCCUCGUACUCGCCCAGUAUGAGGACCACCUAUCUGUCUAUGACUGACGCGCAGAUCAGACACUUUGGGACUGGCUUCCAGGUGUAGCCUGCUACCUACUGAAUCCUCUUUAGAGAGGCACUUUCUGAGACUCUGGGUUCUUACCGAGGAGGUUGCCUUCAUAGCGUAAUCCCGUUUACAGGAGCCGCAACCCGCUGUCCCAAUCUUAGACAUGAAAGCCGGCAUAUGAGGGUGCUGCGUGAGAAAGAUUCCAAUGAAAUGCUCUGAAAGCCCUGCAUGCGGUUUUGAACUGAGAUUUCCCUAAAAAAGUCAUCUCAAGACUGUUGAUGACGCUAUGAUGUUUGGAAAUAUUGCCCUCCGAUGUGAGCAUAUGUUGUGAGCCAAAUCAAGAACAUCUAAGCUGAAUGUAUCCAACAUUAUUUUGAUAUGAGAUGGGAUGACUGAAUAUGACCCAUGGACCUUUCGUCGUGUCAUUAAGACAUUUACAAAAACACUUAGUCCAUGACAGUAUUUUAAUUCUGUUUUGGCCUUUGUAUAUUCCUUAAUGGUGCUACGGUAUUUGAAAUGAAACACCACUAUUUCAACCUGUCAAAACAAUAAUACCAAAUGAAAACCAUUCCAAAUAUUGUUGUUUUGUUAUGUAGCCAAUGUUGUUAUUUGCUAUCAAUUUAAAUGUUGUCUUUCUAACUGACACUGGUUUAAGCAUCUUAUUGUGCUGUAUCUGAUGUAACACCUGCUGAGCAGCUACGAGUGAAAUGGUCAAGGGUUUAUUAUGAUGUUGCUAUAUUUACGGACCGCAGCAGUUGCUUCCCCUGGAUUCAUUGAGCACAACAUAUUGGGAUUUGAUUGACUUCCAGGCAUGCAACACUUGUUAACACAGCUUGUUAAACACUUACUAAAUUUGUAAGACUAAAAUAUUCGUAGCCUCAAUACCUUGUGAAUGACAAAAUAUCCUCUUCAGUGUACAAUCUCUAUGCCUAUCUCUGUGUUGGGUGAUACAUCCAACUAAACUCAUAUUGAGCAUAAAUGCUGUGUUUUUUUCUAUAGUACCGUGUCUCCACUCCAUAACACAACUUCCAAAUAAUAUUAGCAAAGACUGAAUAAAGGACAACAUCGACUUGACAUCAGGCUAAAUAGCAUUGUCCUCUGGGACCCUACAGCGCCAAACACAUUUUAUAAUUAUAAUCUUUGUACAUUCAAAUAAAAUCCUUUUCACAAAAAUGUUCAUAUUCAUAUUACAUAUUGUAAUACAUAUACACAUAUAUUACAAACACGGAAGGAGGAAAGGAAAGGACCUCAAGAGAAAAUGUAAAAUAAUUGCUGAUAGAUACCGCCACGAUUUUCCCACUUGAUUUGCUACAUGCAUAUAAUUAUACCUUGUAUUAUCAGUUUGUGAAAUGUUAUGUUUGAAUAUGCUAAUGAGGCAUUUACUCAUCAAAUGUGUUUUGUUUGCAUACAUCAUUCCCAGAGGAGAAAUCUGUUCAUUGGAUGCAGCCAGGUUACAAAUAAGUGUUUCAUUUUGUUGACAUAAACGUUGAACGUUUUUACAGAGAGAAUUUUGAAGUUAAAUUGUAACAGAAAAAAAAAUGCAAAGGUCCACCAUGGUUUGUAUGACCUUGUUGUAUAGAACAGACUAUGAAUGGUAAAUGAACAAAACCGUCCCUGUAAAAAUAUCCAGUACAUCGAUGGGAAAGAAACUGGACGAUUUGUUGUAUGGAAUCGCUUCUGGGGCCGAGAUAUACGGCAAAUUUAUUGUGGAUUUAAAUUACAAAGAGUAAAGUAUUGUAAAAUAAACAACAAAAUGUGCACGUUU
Gasterosteus aculeatus aculeatus (three-spined stickleback) is the source of this 3606-nucleotide messenger RNA. Its product is annotated as protein tweety homolog 2-like. Gene Ontology annotation, cellular component: plasma membrane. NCBI's taxonomy places the organism in Eukaryota, Metazoa, Chordata, Actinopteri, Perciformes, Gasterosteidae. The record is from RefSeq and is a predicted model, not a curated record. Gene Ontology annotation, molecular function: intracellularly calcium-gated chloride channel activity; volume-sensitive chloride channel activity.